GAGGGGGGGGUUCGCUAGCUCUCUCUCUCUCAUUGGUUAAUGUUUAACUCUGUUGACAUGUUUUCAGAGCGCGAUCUGGUGAUGCUUAUUGUACGUUGGAGCUUCUGACACCUAUUUUUCCCCUCUUAACUCAUCCAUCCUGGCUCUAGUUGUGAAAACCACGCCUAUACGGGCACACAAUUGGUCCGAAAGCGUAAAAUCGCCAAUCAACUGUGCGGCUCAUUAGCAGCAGAGAGCCGAGGGGGGAAGCAUUGUAGCCAGGAUCCGUGUGAGAGAGAGAGAGAGAGACAGACACACACACACACACACACGCAACCACGGGGGGACACGCAGAGAGAGAUCUGAGCCGCUCCGUGAGGAUAUGCUGUGAGAGGAGACUCGCCUAAAAGGAGCUGUUUCACUCAGAUCUUCCCUCCUUCCCUCCCCUCCCUCUCUGGGUGUCGGAUGCCCUGAUGAGAGUUCCAGCCUUGGCGGCGACCACUAUGGCUUACCACCCGUUCCACGCUCACCGAGCCGCCGACUUCCCCAUGAGCGCUUUCCUGGCGGCUCAGCCAUCCUUCUUCCCGGCUCUGACGUUGCCCCCGAGCGGGGCGCCUGCCCUCUCGCUGCCCGGAGCCCUGGGGAAGCCGCUGUCGGAAGCCACCCUGGCCGAGGCCGCCCUCCACGUCCAGGCGCUGGGGCAACAAGCCGCUCACCUGCGGCCGCUCAAGAGCCUGGAGACCGAGGACGAGGUGGAGGACGAUCCCAAAGUGAUCCUGGAGGCGAAGGAUCUGUGGGACCAGUUCCAUAAACUCGGUACCGAGAUGGUCAUCACCAAGUCCGGCAGGAGGAUGUUUCCGCCGUUUAAAGUGCGUGUGAACGGCUUGGAUAAGAAGGCCAAGUACAUCCUGCUGAUGGAUAUAGUGGCGGCGGAUGAUUGUCGGUAUAAAUUCCACAACUCCCGUUGGAUGGUGGCAGGCAAGGCCGACCCCGAGAUGCCCAAACGCAUGUACAUCCAUCCCGACAGCCCGGCCACCGGCGAGCAGUGGAUGGCCAAAGCUGUCACCUUUCACAAGCUCAAGCUCACCAACAACAUCUCCGACAAACACGGAUUCACUAUCCUGAACUCCAUGCACAAAUACCAGCCCAGGUUUCAUAUCGUUCGAGCCAACGACAUCCUCAAGUUGCCCUACAGCACCUUCCGCACCUAUGUGUUCCCGGAGACGGAGUUUAUCGCGGUCACUGCUUACCAGAACGAUAAGAUAACUCAACUUAAAAUCGACCACAAUCCAUUUGCAAAAGGAUUUCGGGACACCGGCAAUGGGAGGCGUGAGAAAAGGAAACAGCUGUCGUUGCCCUCCAUGCGGGUGUAUGAUGACCAGUGUAAAGAUCGAGACGGUGGCGAUUCUGACGACUCGUCCAGUGACCCUCCGCUGGUCAGGGAAUCACUCCACUCGCCUCUGGCCGCAGACCCUGUUUCUCUACACUUGAUCCAAGCUUCCAAAGAUGAUAAAUCGGCGGCCAACAGCGACCAGGAGCUGGAGAGGCGUGAGGAGCGCUCCGCGGCCGGCAGCCCGGGUACCCAAGGCUCGGGGGCCGAGUCCCCGCCGGCGGUCAAGGAGAGGGACAGAGAGGGUGGCUCCGGCCACCCCGCGCAACGCUGCCACAAGGAUGGAGCUCCGGCCAAGAGGAAGGGCUGUGUGGAGAGCGACACCUGUUACAGCGGCAGGAGCUCGGACAGGGAGGAGGGCGGCGGCGGUGGUGGGGGCGGCGGCGGCGGCGGUGGGGGCAGGAGGAGGAAAGAGGAAAGCAGUAAAGAUGCCGAGUCCGCUUACUCGCCGCUGAUGAUCCAGACCGAGAGCCCGUCGCACAUGGCCGGGUACCUGCAGAGCCUGGCGCACUCGGGUCUGCAGAGCCAGCAGUUCUUUAACCCUUUGAACGUGGGGCAGCCGCUGUUUAUCCACCCGGGGCAGUUCGCCGUGGCCCCCGGCGCCUUCUCAGCCAUGGCCACCGGGAUGGGACACUUACUGGCCUCGGUGUCCGGAGCCGGCAGCUUGGAUCCCGGCCUCUCCUCGGUGCCGGUGCCCGGGGCCAGCGCCCCGCAUUUCCCCUUCCACCUCUCCCAGCACGUCCUGGCCUCGCAGGGAAUCCCAAUGACCACUUUCGGAGGGCUGUUCCCGUACCCAUACACCUACAUGGCUGCUGCUGCAGCCGCUGCUCUGCCCAGUGCAGCCGGGGCCACUUCCUCUCUGCACCGACACCCCUUCCUGAGCGGGGGCCGACCUCGCCUCCGCUUCAACCCCUACUCCAUCCCCGUGUCCAUCCCGGCCAGCACCAACCUGCUGACCACCGCCAUGCCCUCGGCUCUGGGCGGCUCCGACAGCAAACUGUGCAGCCGCGGCUCCAGCCCGGGCUCCGAACUCAACCACAAGAGCGAGGGCAGCGGGGUAAGGACUGGGGCCGGGGGCACGAUCAGCCCGCUCUCCCCCAAGCCCGCCGCCAAGGAGGCCAUGAACGAACUGCAGAACAUACAGCGGCUCGUCAGUGGGCUGCACAGCCAGCGGGAAGCCUCGCCAGGUCCACCCUCUCCCAAGUGACCCUCUUCCCAUCGGGCCAGGAGGACAUUCAGCUACGAGGCACCACCAGCCAGUGCGGCCAGGUGCAAACCGGGUGGGGGGGGGCUGUACACAUCAUUCCCUCCACCCACCCA
Messenger RNA from Callorhinchus milii (elephant shark), 2689 nucleotides. It is a transcript of the gene tbx2b, whose product is annotated as T-box transcription factor 2b. Gene Ontology annotation, molecular function: RNA polymerase II cis-regulatory region sequence-specific DNA binding; DNA-binding transcription factor activity, RNA polymerase II-specific. Gene Ontology annotation, biological process: regulation of transcription by RNA polymerase II; cell fate specification; positive regulation of DNA-templated transcription. The record is from RefSeq and is a predicted model, not a curated record. NCBI's taxonomy places the organism in Eukaryota, Metazoa, Chordata, Chondrichthyes, Chimaeriformes, Callorhinchidae. Bases 453 to 2576 code for a protein of 707 amino acids. The transcript is spliced from 7 exons. Gene Ontology annotation, cellular component: nucleus.